Prunus armeniaca (apricot) is the source of this 1068-nucleotide messenger RNA. Lineage: Eukaryota; Viridiplantae; Streptophyta; Magnoliopsida; Rosales; Rosaceae. The record is from the annotation of a GenBank genome assembly.
AUGGUUCUGAUUUCUGGUCUGCCUGACGAUAUAGCCUAUGAUUGUCUAAUUCGUAUCCAAUAUGAUCAGUUCCCAGCUAUGGCAUCGGUUUGUAAGGGUUGGAAGGCUGAGGUUGAGCUGCCGGAGUUUCAUCGGCUUAGGAAGGCUGGCGGCCAUAGCCAAAAACUCAUUGUGAUGGUUCAAUCACAUGUUGUCUCAAAUCAUGGUGUUGGUGUCUUCAAGUGCCCGGAUAGCCCGGUUUACCGGCUCACUCUUUGUGAACCGGAUUUGGGUAAUUGGUCCGAGUUACCGCCGCUUGCCUGUUUUGCUACUGGGCUACCCAUGUUUUGCCAACUGACAGCGGUCGGGUCGGAUUUAGUCCUGAUCGGGGGUUUGGAUCCGAUGACAUGGACCAUCUCGAAUUCCGUGUUUGUCUACAACUUUGUGUCUGCCACGUGGAGGCGUGGAGCUGAUAUGCCAGGUGGUGCUCGGAUUUUCUUUGGAUGCUCGUCGGAUUCUGAUCGGAUGGUGUUCGUUGCGGGUGGACAUGACGAUGAGAAGAAUGCGUUGAGAUCGGCAAUAGCAUAUGACGUGGCGAAAGAUGAGUGGAUUUCAUUACCUGACAUGGCAAGAGAACGCGACGAAUGUAAGGCAAUUUUCCAGCAUGGCAAGCUCCAUGUCAUCGGUGGCUAUUGUACAGAAAUGCAAGGCCGUUUCGAAAGCAGCACCGAAACAUUCAAUUUCUCCACAUGGCAGUGGGAACAAGUACAAGACGACUUCUUGCUAGUCGCCACGUGUCCAAGGACGUGCGUGGACGGUGAUGACGAGACAAUGUACAUGUGUCGUGGCGGUGAUGUGGUGAAACAUAGACGCGGAACAUGGACAUUCGUGGCGAAGCUGCCAGGUCAGGUGCGCAAUCCAGCUUGUGUGACAGCGUGGCAGGGCAAAGUAUUAGUGAUUGGAUGUGCAGGGUUUGGGGAGCCCCACAUGGCUUACAUGCUACAUUUGGACAAUUACACAUGGACAAAACUAGAAACCCCUCACAAGUACUCUGGUCAUGUUCAAUCAAGUUGUCAUUUGGAGAUUUAA